UUUCUCUAGUCGUUUGAAUUUGAAAGGUUUAUAAAAACGAUUUCGUCAAUGUUUAACUUGUUGGUGAUUGUUAAAUGAUAAUAAGUCGUAUCAAUUAUUUACAGUAUGAGUAGUUUCAGCGAUUUAAGUCAAAUAUCAGAUAUAACAAGUAUUUCGCGAGUUUCUCGUUCAAAUUGCAGUCGAAUAAUAGGAAGAGUAGAUUCGUUGCAAAGUUUGUUUGAGCAACAGUGUAGUUUUACACAUAAUGCAAGUAGAAAUGCUAUAAAUCCCCAUCAAGGGAUUAAUCAUUUAGAAAAAACUAUCAAGUCUCUUAUUUCGUGUGAGGAAAGCAUAAGUGACCAUAUAAAAAAUAAAAUAAUUUUGGAAUGUAUCAAGGAGGCAUCAAUGAAUAAGAAAGAAACGUUAUCUGAAGAUGUUGUUAUUAAAUUGAAAGGAUUACUUUUAAUACACGAUGUUAAUAAAUAUAUGCAUUUGUCAUCUGUGUCAAAGGAUAUGCAAGAAGAAUUAAAUGUAUUGGGAAUUACUGAUUUACCAACAUAUAACUUCAGUUAUGAGGAGAUGUUAGAUAUAAAAUGUUAUGUAGAAACGUUGCUUAGGGAAAAGAUACAUGAUUAUAUAUUAAGGUAUGAACAGAUGGGAGGUAAUAUGAAAAGUCUUUUAAGAACAAGGGACUUUAAUACGCAUAAAAAAUUGUUUGAACCUCAUGAAGUACAAAUACUUCAUUGGAAAGAUAAAGUUGAAGAAUUGUCUGCACAGUAUGAAACAGAUAUAGUGAAAUGCAAAACUCUAAUGGAUAAAUGGAAUCAACACAAGUACGAAGAUGUAAACCAAAUUUAUUUAGAAAAAGCAGAGUACAUAUUAUUAAGAGCUCAAGUUGCUGAAGUACAAGCAAGGAUUACAAAAUUAUCCUGUAUCAUGAAAAUGUAUAAGGAAACAACGGUGACAAUCGAUGCUUAUAAAGUAUUAAAUGCAAUCAUGGAUGAAAAGUUGUCUACUGUAACAAAUGAAGUUAAAGAAAAAGUAAAUUUAAAACAACAGUACGAAAAUUUGCAGAACACAGAAUAUGAUGAAGUUCUGCAAACUUAUUUACAAUUUUGUAAAGCUAUUAAGACAAAGAAACAGAUAUUACAAAAACUUUAAAUUGAUCAUAACUUUAGAAAUAAAUUUAUCUUUUAAGUACUUACAUAUACAUAUAUGUUUUUAUUCAAGUGAAUAUAAAUAUUUACAGCGUUUAUAUAGAUUUAUUUCUAUUAAAAAACAUUUUUAAAUUGUAGUAAAGUUGAAUGUUCUAUGAACAUGUCUAAGGAAAUGUAUUCUUUCUAUUAAUGAAAUGUUUUUAAU
Molecule: messenger RNA, 1341 nt
Organism: Megachile rotundata (alfalfa leafcutting bee)
Lineage: Eukaryota; Metazoa; Arthropoda; Insecta; Hymenoptera; Megachilidae
Source: RefSeq, a predicted model, not a curated record